UCAAUCUUCAAAAAGAUACCCUGUACCUUUAAUAAGAGAACUGGUGAAAGUUUUCUUUCCAAACUUGUUCCCUGGCUUCCAAGUGACGAAAUGAGCUGUAAUUUGAGAGUCCUGCAAUCCUCAGGAUAUCUUUAGCCAAGAGGAAAGAAAGCUCUGCAUUCCCACCCAGUCCAGGGGUUGAAAUAGUGUCAGAACAGUUUCCCUUAGCUACUAGCUCCAUCUCUUUGGAGCCAGAGGGAACUCCGAAGGUGACCGCAGAGCCAGCGCCUGGAGCAACAGGUCCUCACUCUGUGGGUCUGGCUGUCCUGCUGGAAAAGCAAAGGAUCAGGUCCAGGUAGAGAGAGGACUAGAAACGCUGAGGAGCCUGGUGCACACCGCUGCUGCGCAGAGCCACAUGAAGCCUGUGGAGGAACCAGGAUCACAGAGCAGCAAGCGCGCUGCGCCUGAGGAGGGCGCCUUCACCCGAAGCCGCUGACUCCCGAGUGACUUCUUUCCUUGUUCCUGGACUAAAACGCUUCUCCCGAAUAUCCAGAAUGGUGUUCCUGAAGUUGAUCUGGAUGACUUUCUUCUGCCACCUGUGCCGAGGCUACUUUGAUGGCCCCUUGUACCCAGAAAUGUCUAAUGGGACUCUGCAUCAUUACUUCGUGCCUGAUGGAGACUACGAAGAGAAUGAUGAUCCUGAGAAAUGCCAGCUGCUCUUCAGGGUGAGUGAUCGCCGGCGCUGCUCACAGGGGGAAGGGGGCCAAGCCAGUAGCUUAUUGAGCCUCACUCUUCGAGAGGAGUUCACAGUACUGGGCCGCCAGGUGGAGGAUGCUGGGCGAGUCCUGGAGGGCAUCAGCAAAAGCAUCUCCUAUGACCUGGAUGGGGAAGAGAGCUACGGCAAAUACCUGAGGCGGGAGUCCCACCAGAUCGGGGAUGCCUACUCCAACUCUGACAAGUCCCUCACUGAGCUGGAAAGCAAGUUCAAGCAGGGCCAGGAGCAGGAUAGCCGGCAGGAAAGCAGACUCAAUGAGGACUUCCUGGGGAUGCUGGUCCACACUAGGUCCUUGCUGAAGGAGACACUGGACAUCUCUGUGGGGCUCAGAGACAAAUAUGAACUGCUGGCACAUACCAUCAGGAGCCAUGGGACCCGCUUAGGUCGACUGAAAAGUGACUAUCUGGAGGGUGGGGGACAGAAGACAGGCUAAUAUUUCCAUUGUAACUGCUUUAUUUUAUCCAAAUUUGCACUUUCAGAAUGUGUCUGAAGUCAUCUUUUUUUUUUUACAAAAGGAAAACUUUAAUAAGUUUAGUUAUUCUGAAUUUGGUUUGGUUUUGUGCAUUAUUUAUGUUAUUAUUAAGGAUUUUUCAUGUGCAAAAAGCAAUUUUAAACUAAUCCCUGGGUAAUUUCUUAAAGGGUUUCAUUGCUCUAACAGGAUCACCUCUUUCGUCCCCAUCUAAAGGAUGCAUUUGUAUGGAAAGACUGAUUGAACUUCCUCAUCCUGAUGAUUGUCUGCACAUACCUAGUGGGGACGAGGUGGAUGGUUCCUUUGCAUCAGCAAUCUUCUCUUUGGUCUCUGGAGGCUCAGAUGCCUGUUUUGCAGAUAAGGUCCCAGGUGUGUCACAUGCCUGCCAGCCAAGAAAGCUACUUGAUUCUACUUUUGCUCUUAUUUAUUUACCAUGGUCGUAGUUGUUGAUGCUUUGUUGUAAGAGUGUUAUUGGGAAUUUGCAUGCAAAUCACCACCAGGAAAAUAUUCAAGGUUCCAUUGGGGGUUUGUGUAAGUUGAAGAUGCAGCAUUUAAGAUAGGAAAGCUUUGGGGCAGUUGUCCACUCUUGAUGCAGUCUUACUGUGUCUUUCAUUGCACCAUCAAAGAAACAGAUUGCUUAAACACUCCUCAAGUGUCUAUGAUUUAAGUUGCCAGCACAUUUUUUCUUCUAGGGCUCGGGUAGUAUUGCUUAUUUUUGCUUAUCGUAAACUUAUAUUUCAAGAAGGAGGAUCUGACUCUAGAAACCCCUUACAUAAGUUUUAUUAUUCAGCCAAUAAAUGUUUUCAUAUAAUACUGGCUUGUUUUCUAAUUUACAGUCAUAACUCUCAUAUUUCAAAGAGGGACCAGUGCAAAGGAAAGAGGAGAUAGGAUUGAAGCCAAUUUACCAGAAUUUAUGAUAUGGAUGAGAUUUUUAAAAGAAAGAAGGGGGAAAGGGUGCUAUAUUUUUGAGUACCUUACCCUGUCUGCUCACAUACACCAUCCGAAUAAGGGGGUGGGGGUGGGGGUGGGAUCUAGAACCUGUACCAGAACUGUACAUUUGAUUUCCACUCUUCUGAUGGAAAAAUCUUAAAUUUCUCCCAUUUUUCAUAGACUCCAUUGGAAAUGUGUAAAAAAAAUGGUCCAUACCUUCUGUGCAUUCAUUCUAGAGAGGCACCACUACAUACAUUCUGUGUUAGUGAUGUCAAACAAUUUGAAAACUACUUCUGUGCUCUUAAAAUAAAUGAAUUAAAAUGUAAAAAUGCAUUUUAUUUCAAUCUUUUCCUGGGCUAAUACUCAUCAGCACCUUAAAUAUACUCUCUUUUCACAUGCAUCCAUACACUAAGUAUGUAAGAAUUCACAUUCUGUUCAUCAGAGAGCCUAUUUUUCUAUCUUCUAUAUAAUGAAAGGAACAACAUUUAUCAGCUGUGUACAUUUUUUUCAGGGGAAAGGUAAACAGUUAUUUUAAAAAGCUUCCUUUUUUAUUCUGCAAAAAAUGAGGAAAAACUUAAUCAGAACAAAUACAACAUUUGGUAUUUGCAUGUACAUAAAGUAACGUGGUUUCCUGCCUCAAAAUGACAAUAUUGCCCCCAAAGCACUCAGCUACAGCAUACAGACAGACAAAUCAAAUGGAAUCUUCUUAUUUUGCCAGUUGUAAUAGGAUAUUGGAGUGUACUGAGGCUGGAAAAUUGUUUUUCUUCUGCAUGUCAGUCUCAAUCAAUUGGUAAUGGCUGCCCACCAGAUUAUGUUAAGAAUGAUCACAUAGGUACAAAUGAGUGCUAUUCAACUUUAGAGAUAUCCCCAUGGGAGGAAGAAGAGGCACCAUGGCAUGUCUGCUACAGAUCUGAAAACUGGAAUAGACUUCAGACUUCAGACAAGCUUCUUUUUAGUGCUAAUAUUCUGUAUUCAAACAAAACCAAAACAUUCCAUUAGGGGGUAGAUAAACAGUCCAUGAUACCCUGAGUCUUAUGGAGAUGAUCUCAGACAGAAAAUGGUAAUUUCCAGGUGAGAAAGAGGUGGUGAUAAGAGACCUUGACAGACAGUCCAGAAGAUGACAUCACUAGGCACUGUCUGACCUUAUGGCAGGGACCCCGGCUCACAGAGACCUCCCACCUACUUUGUCAUUAGACAUUUUACUUGAUUACUCAUACACUGAUAAACAUUUUCUGAAAGCAUUGGGCUUUAUUUCUUAGACAAUGAAAUGUUUGAGAAUCAGGGAUAAAUCACAUACUCUCUUCCCUGAGAAAUCUACUUACAAACAUAUCCAUGCAACCUAGAAUAUUUUUGUUUGUUUUGUUUGUUGCCAGUGUUUGUCAGCCACAUAUUCUGUUCCAGGUACUGAACUAGGUUGUGGGUAAUUCUUGGAAAUUACACAACCUCUGGACUCCAUCUAUGAAUCAAACGUUUUUGGAAGUGUUAUUUAAAACAGAAAGCAACCUCAUUGUUGUUGUAGCUACUAUUAGGCACAGUAAAAACAAAAUAGCUAACAUUUUCGAAAAGUCAAGAUUGCUAGUAAGGGCCAUCACUAAGAAGUAAUUUAUUUCUUUUCUUUGUAACAAUAAAUGAUGUGAGGAAUUGUAUGCAGAUAAACAGUUAAGUUAGUUGUGUUACAUUGCUGUGAUAAAAUACCCUGAGAAAAACCACUGAGAAAUGAAAGGCUUUAGAUCAAGCUUUCAGAAGUAUCAUCCCAUGAUCCUCAGGCUCUGUUGCUUCUGGGCACUUGGUGAGGUGUAGAACAAUGGCAGGGUGGAGAUGGUUAAGUAAGGCUUCUGUCCUCACGAUGGCCACAAACCCAAAAGAAAGAGCAAGAGAAGGACGUGGAGACUGUAUAUAACAUCAAGCCCCCAUGAUCACAUUUGCUAAGGCCCCUUCCCUUUAACUAGACCUCAUCAAAGUUUUCAUCAUGUUCCAAGUUUUCUUCAUGUUCUGAGUCCUCAAGAUAAGCCUGUCAAAAAUUUAAUCUAAGGCUAGACUCCAUAAGGUCCAAUUACUUCCCCAGUCUACCUCUCAUGACUCUUACAUUACAGAUGAAUCCUUUAACCAGUGAGACUUUGAUGGCUAGUUCAAAUCUAAACCAUAGCAGGAAAUUAUAUACUGUAUGAGAAGUUGUAAUGCAUUUCAAACAGUACCUGAGGUUGUUCCUAUUUCAGCUAUUAUCAAACAUUUUAUAACUGAGGCCCAGAAAUCCUAGGUACUUCCUUAAGUUAAAACUGUGAUUUCAUAUAAUCAAGUAUGCUACUGCUUUCCAUUGAUGAUUAUGUAAUUGAAUAUGUGAUCAAGUACAUGAUCAUCUAGCCAUCUACUCCAAACACUGUCCUUAACAGUUCAAAUAGUUGAUGCCACAUGAUGUCAAAUGAUGCUAGGCUCCAUUAUAUAUCGAAUCUCAAUUCACUCAUUGAUAAUUUUUUUGUGAGAUGUAUUGUCCCAUACCACCAAGUCUCACGCUCCCAAUCUGACCAUUUAAACAGUUUCAUAUACUAUUUUGAAGCAUUGUGUAGGUGUUUAUGAAUCUGGGGUCUGAUAAUGAAAGAAAACAGGUAUUUAGCUUCUGCAAUUACCAAGCUAGACAGAUAGAAGUAAUCAUGACCAUUAGAAGUCAUAGGGUACUUUGUGUGCACUGCCAAGAUGUUCAACAGCUUACAUGCUUAACCUUAUCUUUUAAACUCUUUUUUAUGGCCCACUAAGGAAACAGGCGCAACACUUUGUGACAGAAGCUUCAAAAAUAAGAUUAUAAACUAUUUUAAUGUCAUAAAGGCAUUCAUAAGAUCUAUCUGCAAUAUGAAAUCACCUUACAUGAUUGUGUGGCCAAACUUCUUUGCAACAUUUUCAGAAACUAAGUAUUAAACUCCUCAUGAUAGAAAAUGUUGCUUGGGUAGAAAAUAGAAAUGGUAAAAAUGCUUUAUAAAUCUUUUAAUGCAGUAUAGAAAACUAUGAGACGUAUCAGAAGUCUUGGUUCUAUAUAGCAUUCAAAAAUGUGUAAGAAUAAUUCACCAAAACAGAGAACAGAAUUCUGUAAAUUAUUUUUGUAAUUUUGACAUUGGGCUAAUCUUUUGGGAAUACUGUGUCGAAAGUGAAACUGUUCAAGGGUAUGUUCCUUAUCAAACUGUGCAACAGUGUGAGAUAACCAGGAUAGAAAUUGCAUAGAUACAGGAGGAAAAGAAUCCUUAAAGAUUUACAGUGUAACGACAAGGGGAAUGAAGAAUGCACCAGGAUGUAAGUCAAAAUUAUCUGUAAAUAUGAAACUUUGUGAACAAAAUAAAGAUUUGUCAUAACUAUACAUUUAA
Messenger RNA from Arvicanthis niloticus (Nile rat), 5503 nucleotides. RefSeq names its product fin bud initiation factor homolog (gene Fibin). The record is from RefSeq and is a predicted model, not a curated record. Lineage: Eukaryota; Metazoa; Chordata; Mammalia; Rodentia; Muridae.